Messenger RNA from Aphidius gifuensis, 1140 nucleotides. RefSeq names its product ecdysone-induced protein 78C-like. The record is from RefSeq and is a predicted model, not a curated record. Bases 1 to 1140 code for a protein of 379 amino acids. The transcript is spliced from 5 exons. Lineage: Eukaryota; Metazoa; Arthropoda; Insecta; Hymenoptera; Braconidae.
AUGGGAGCAUUAUCAACUCUUGAAGAUGUUGAAUCAUCAAGAAUUAAGUUAUUCGAACAGUUUUCAAUAAAAAUAGAACCAUCAAUACAAAAAGUGGUAGAUUUAGUUGGUACAUUUUUCAGUAAGACUGACGUAGAGGAAUCAGAUUUGUCGACAACGGUUCGGUUUACACUUUUUAGGGCAUGGAUUUGUCAAACAUCUUCAUCUAUGACAAGUGAAGGUUCAAUUAUAUUUGAAGAUGGUACUUGUUUUACAAGAAAACAACUUGAAUUUUUGUUCAUUAACCCUGACUUUGUUGAUGCAAUGAUCGAAUUUUCAUUGUCAUUACAAGUAUUAUCUAAAGCUGCAUUGGAUAUGUUUCGUACUGCUGUGGUAUUGAAACAUUUACAUCAUUAUAUUCCUGAAGAAGCAAGAACAUUUGAUCGUGUAUAUGAAGAUUUCAAAGUAGAGAUAACAAAACAUCAUGAAAGUACAAAUGAUAAACCACCACUUUUUGACAUGUUACAAAAGAUAUCAGAAUUAAAUGAACUUGAUUGUCGAUACCAAUAUAUACGCAAUUGGUUCCGAAAACGUUGGACUAAGAUAAAAAUUUCAACAUUUUUUUCUGAAAAUUUUGGAAUUGCAAGCCCUGUGUCAAUGUAUGAAAAUCCAGAGGGAGUAUCAGCGGUUGCUGAAAUUGUUGAAUUUCAAAAAAUUCAAUUAUGGAAAAAAAUGGACUAUAUAUAUACAUUAGGAAUUAAGGUUGUAGUACAUACUAUUCGUAAAUAUCUUGGCCCAUUAAACAGGGAAGAUACAAUACGUCUUCUUAAAGUUGGUCUUAUUAAGGUAUGGAUUUGUCAAUAUACACCGCUAAUAACUGAAAACUCAUUUGCAGUAGGUAAUAAUGGUUUUUCACGAGAACAACUUGAUAUCAUAUAUGGAACUGAUUUCGUUGAUGCAUGGAUUAAAUUUACAUUGUCGCUAGAACCAUUUGAAUUGUCUUCAGAUGAAACGGAAUUAAUUGGUGUAAUUGCUUUAUUUAGCCCGACACCUGGUCUAAUAGAUCCUGAAACUGUACGAAAAAUACAAGAUCGCGAAAUUGAAAAUUUCAAUAAAAAUGUCAAUCAUGAAGAACCUGAAAUGGAACAACUAAAAUUUUAA